Molecule: messenger RNA, 639 nt
Organism: Salvelinus fontinalis (brook trout)
Lineage: Eukaryota; Metazoa; Chordata; Actinopteri; Salmoniformes; Salmonidae
Product: heat shock protein 30-like
Exons: 1
Coding region: 61-639 (192 amino acids)
Biological process (GO): response to heat; protein refolding
Molecular function (GO): protein folding chaperone
Source: RefSeq, a predicted model, not a curated record
AACACAGAACACACAGUACAAUCUCAGAGCAAGGAGACUCAACAUUAACAUUGACAGAAGAUGCUGUGCUUCCGAGUAUUCCAGUCUUCCCUCAGCCCAUCGAUGGACUUCUACUGGCCUGUGUGCAGUCUUUGGCCAGAGGUCCAACCUCUUCUCUGCCAGCAGUAUUUACUGCAGAGAAACAUGCUGGAGAUCAAGAGCAGUCUGGAGCUGAUGGAGAAACAUCAGCAGCACAUAUUUGAGGAGAUGGACCAUGUCCCAGCCUCUGUGGUCAUCCAACCAGUCCCCUACACGCUGGAGAAAGAGAGAGAGGGUUUUGCCCUGGCACUGGAGACUAAAGACUUCUCCCCAGAGGAGCUGUCUGUCAAGCAGGUGGGCAGGAAGCUGAGAGUCAGUGGGAAGACCGAGAAGAAGCAGGAUGAUGGGGAAGGCUCUUACUCUUACAGAUGCCAGGAGUUCAGACAGGAAUUUGAUCUGCCUGAUGGGGUGAAUCCUGAGACUGUCACCUGCUCCCUGGAUUAUGUUGGGAAGCUCCACAUCGAGGCUCCAAAGAAUCCAACAUCUGCUGAGGAGGUGGCUGAGAGAGUGGUGCCGAUCAACUGUAGCCUGGAUGUGAAGAUGCCACAAUUCCUCAGCUAA